Messenger RNA from Monopterus albus (swamp eel), 2766 nucleotides. Its product is annotated as Krueppel-like factor 5. The record is from RefSeq and is a predicted model, not a curated record. Gene Ontology annotation, cellular component: nucleus. Lineage: Eukaryota; Metazoa; Chordata; Actinopteri; Synbranchiformes; Synbranchidae. The coding region runs from base 435 to 2354 and encodes 639 amino acids. The transcript has 8 exons. Gene Ontology annotation, biological process: regulation of gene expression.
UCCUUUGAGUCUCUGUAACAUGCAUCUUGGUAUGUGUUGUAGACAACUCCUUUCUGCAGAAAUAAAUCAAACCUGAAGACAUCUCCAUUCUCACAUCUCUUUAUUUCUCACUCACUGUUGGUUGUUCAUUAUUACAAAGGAAAUUCAGUUUUUUGCUUAACAGUCGGCGAGUGUGGACAUUGGAAAUGACAGUACUGGGAGGGUAUCGUUUCUAACCAACCGGAUAUGACGCCAUAUGUUUGAGGUCACAGCUUGUGCACAGAGAAGAAGCCACAUUAGCUUAACCAUUUUUUUUAAACCCUGCUCUGCGUUUACAUGCGUUGAACUGGCACAAUUAGUGUAAUGGUUUGACCAGACCUUCAACAUUUUCUAACCCUUAAAGAGGUGAUAAACAUUAACGUAUUUUGAACGACGGAACCGCCAGCGAGCAGGCGAUGGUAGGAACAAUGUCCAGCCGCCUGGCCUUUCAGACCCAGCUGGCAUCCAUCAUGGAGGUCCUGGCUAACGCUGCAGUGGCGGAGAUCUGUAAGCUGGUGGACGACGACUUUGCUGUGGUAAGUUUGCAAAUGUCCCAGUGCCAGAGAGAGAACAAAGUCCUUAAGAGGAAGCUGCAUCUGCUGGAACUGAAGAUGGCCAGGGGGAAGGCCGAGAGGAGGCUCCGGGAGAGCGCCAUGAACAGCAUCCGACCAAAAGUGCAAAUUAACACUGCAGACAAGCUCCGGGAGUCCUCAGAAUCCAUCGGUAGUGUGUUUGAGCAACAGGUGGAUGUCUGGCCUGGUAGAGCUACAGCAGGAGACUUAUCCAGCCGGCCAAUCCAUUCUGACAGCAACCAGAGUAAGUCUCCGGACGUGGAGCUGGUGGAGCCAAAGGUGGUGGUUGUAAAGGAAGAGAAGGUAGAGGCCAACAUGUCACGCAUUGAAGAAACAGUCAAAGACAUUCCGCUUAUAGGUGAUCAUGGAAUGCUGGAAUGUGUCCCUCAUGCAGUGACAGGACAGAGACCCAGCCUCGGACAGCAGGGCACCCAGUCCAAGAUCAGCAGGACGACGUGUGCCAGCAGCAGCAGAGGAGUGGAGGUAGAGGAGCCAGAUGUGGUCCUGGUGAAGGUGGAGGAGAUAGAGCUGGUAACAGGAACUCAGAACCAGACAGGCUUAAGUAUCCAGGAGGGCUUGGUAGAGUCGAGCACCGAUGACUACAGAGGAGUGCUGCCAUUUGAUGAAAGCACACAAACCUCCACCAGUCAGACGUCUGACCUGCAGGAACCUGGAAGGUGCAUCUCCUCAGAGCCCACAGCCCCACAGCCAACCUCCAUUAUAUCAGAAGACUCCAGCAGUAUAGCUGACGUCCACCUGAAGGUCCCAGACACCAACACACCAACCAACCCUAACACACAGCAAAACCAACAUAAGAGAGUCAGUAUUCUCAACCAUCCCACCUCUCAAUACUCUCUGUUUGAACUGGAGACAUUCUUUACUCACUGGGCCCCUGAUAAAGACUCUGUACUGGCCCCCAGUGGCCCUUCAUGUUCUUUCACCAAUGAUGACACAGCAGAGUGUGACAAGGAUGGAGUUAUUUUCAUAGAGAGUGAACCAUCAGUUGCCUCUGCAGUGAGGAUGAGUGGAGGGCAGAGGGCAUCCUCUGCAGCUGGCCACUCUACAAUUCAAGCUCUGUCAACAGGGACAUCUCUGUCCAUACCUCUGAACAUGCAUGCUCCCUCUACCAAGUCUUCAUGGAGGCAAACACCAAGCAUGAUAAGUGCACAAACUCAGCUACUACAACAGCAUCAGAGCAGCAACAGGAUCCCAGACCAGCAGCAGCAGAGCAUUCCCUCUACUCAGGGCAUGUUGUCCUCCACUACAGCUUCUGACACCAACAGUGACAGUAGUGAUAAAGCAUAUGUCCCUUCUAUCAGCACAACAAGCAGAACAAUGUCUCUCAAACAACCUCUCAGAGGAUCCCUACCAGCACUGGCCAGCACUGAGGGGGCCGUUGCUGCACAUCAUCAAGCAAGGUUUCUGGCUCUCCACAAUAAAAGCCAGGUUGCCAGCAUCAUGCCCAGUGAGCAUCGCAGGAAGAACUACAUAUGCCGAGCUUGUGGCAAGGCUUUUUCUGGUCUGUCUAACCUGGAAGCACACAAGAGAGUCCACACAGGGGAGAAACCCUUCCGCUGUGACACUUGUGGGAAACAUUUCUCCGAGGCCGGAAACCUGAAGAAACACCAGAGAGUUCACACUGGGGAGAAACCCUUCAACUGUGACCAGUGUGGGAAGAGGUUCGCCUGGAUCUGCAACCUGAGGACACACCAGCAGUCUGCCACAGGCUGUGGACCACAGGCCAGAGGAGAACUAGAACUGUGAUUACACACAGUGGACUGUGGGUGACAGGACAGCUUAUGCCACUAGUAUCUGAUUCAGUAUUUGAUUUGACACAGGCACAUGGCAAUUUAUUCAAACAGUGGUACAACAACAAUAUAGAGUGUUCUCACUUAUUUUGUCUUUCAUUCUGUACUUUCCUGAUGUUUUAUCUUUGAUAUAUGAUGAAAUAUUGUAUGACUAAUAGCUCUCAGUUAAAGGAUAACACCAGUGUUUAUUGUGCUUUCGCUAAACAGCUACUACUGACAUCAGUACUGACUGUUUAACAAAGUAUGUUUUGUUGCUUUAGAGUUUUGGAUGCGCUAUUAUAGAUAGCUACUUUGAUUUAAUGGAGACUGAUUUGAGAGUUGGCAAUGCAACAUUAAGCCACUUAGAGACACUUGGACUUGUAUGAGUU